Messenger RNA from Quercus robur (English oak), 522 nucleotides. RefSeq names its product L10-interacting MYB domain-containing protein-like. The transcript is spliced from 2 exons. The record is from RefSeq and is a predicted model, not a curated record. Bases 1 to 522 code for a protein of 173 amino acids. Lineage: Eukaryota; Viridiplantae; Streptophyta; Magnoliopsida; Fagales; Fagaceae.
AUGGGCACCCAAAUGCCUACAUGUAGCGAUCGGACAAGGACAAACUGGACACCAGCAAUGGAGUGUUAUUUUAUUGAUCUUUUAUUAGAUCAGGUGCAUAGGGGGAAUAGGAUGGGCCAUACUUUCAACAAACAAGCAUGGACUGAUAUGCUGACCAUGUUCAAUGCCUAUUUUGGAUCCCCAUAUGAUGAAAAGGUCUUGAAAAGUCAUUACACCAAUUUAUGGACUCAAUUCAAUGAUGUAAAGAGUCUACUUGAUCAGAAUGGAUUUUCAUGGGAUGAUACUAAACAAAUGGUGGUUGCCAGUCAUCAUGUUUGGGAUGCUUACAUCAAGGCUCACCCAGAGGCACAGUUUUAUAGAAACAAAGCCUUGAUGAACUUCAAUGAUUUGUGCUUGAUAUAUGCACAUACAACAGCAGAUGGAAGAUACAGCUUAUCAAGUCGUGAUAUAGACUUUGAUGAUGACAUUCAAGGAGUGAAUACUGGUGUGUUUUUAUAUCCUGUCAUGGAUCAGCAGAAAUGA